CACGCUGUACGGAGGGGGCGGUGCUCGGGGCGGAGUCGGAGAAGCAGCACGGUUCGGAGCGGAGAUUCACGAGUCCCCACACUGGGAGCAUGAUUGUCCCUGGAGGAGGCCGAGCCGUGUAACCCGAGAGUGGUGAGCCGCCUUCCCCCGCAGACAUGGCCGCCGAGUCGGUGAAGGUGGUGGUGCGAUGCCGGCCCAUGAAUGACAGGGAGAAGGACAUGAAGUGCCGGGCCGUGGUCACCAUGGACAGCAGCCGUGGUCAGUGUUUCAUCCAGAAGCCGGAGGCGGGGGAGGAGACUCCCAAACAGUUCACCUUUGAUGGGGCGUACAACAUGGAGCAUUGCACGGAGCAGAUCUACAACGAGAUCGCCUACCUACUGGUGGAGGGAGUCACGGAAGGGUACAAUGGCACCAUCUUUGCCUACGGACAGACGGGCAGUGGGAAAUCCUUCAGCAUGCAGGGCAUCUCGGACCCGCCCUCGCAGAGGGGCAUCAUCCCCCGGGCGUUCGAACACAUCUUCGAGAGCAUUCAGUGUGCCGAGAACACCAAGUUCCUAGUGCGAGCCUCGUACCUGGAGAUCUACAACGAGGAGAUCCGGGAUCUGCUGGGAGAGGACACCAAGCACAAGCUGGAGCUGAAGGAACACCCGGAUAAAGGGGUGUAUGUGAGAGCGCUGUCCCUGCACACCGUGCACAGUGUAGCCGAGUGUGAGAAGAUCAUGGAGAGCGGCUGGAGGAACCGCUCGGUUGGAUACACCUUGAUGAAUAAAGACUCAUCCCGGUCACACUCCAUCUUCACCAUCAACAUAGAGAUCUGCACUAUAGAUGAUGACGGCGAGGAUCAUCUUCGGGCGGGAAAGCUGAAUCUCGUGGACCUGGCAGGCAGCGAGAGACAGUCGAAAACCGGAGCCACCGGAGAGCGUCUGAAAGAGGCCACCAAAAUAAACCUGUCCCUCUCCGCCUUGGGCAACGUCAUCUCGGCGCUGGUAGACGGCAAGUCCAAGCAUAUCCCCUACCGGGACUCCAAGCUGACCCGUCUCCUGCAGGACUCGCUGGGGGGGAACACGAAGACUCUGAUGGUGGCCUGCCUGUCUCCGGCCGACAACAACUACGACGAGACGCUCAGCACAUUGCGCUACGCCAACCGAGCCAAAAACAUCAAGAACAAGCCGCGCAUCAACGAGGACCCCAAAGACGCUCUGCUGAGGGAGUACCAGGAGGAGAUCAGGAAGUUAAAGGUCAUGCUGACCCAACAGACCGUCAUCGAAGACAUGACCCCGUUGGAGAAGUUGCCGGUGAGGACGGAAGUGAACGGACAGGAAGUGGACGUGGAGGCGGAAAAGCAGCUGAUCCGCCAGGAGUACGAGGAGAGGUUCGCUCGGCUGAGGGCGGAAUACGAGGCAGAGCAGAAGUCCCGGGCGCGGCUGGAGGAGGAUAUCUGCAACCUGCGCACUUCCUACGACCAGCAGCUGGCCAGCAUGGAGGAAGAUCUGAAAAGGAGAGCAGGUGUCAGUGUGACUGUCGGAGGACCCGCAGCGGAAGAUCCAGCGAUACAGGAGGAAUCGGCCCCGGUGGCUGCACAGCUGCGCAGUGUGAAGAUGGAGGACCUGACCUCAGACUCCGCCUCCAACAUGUUGCUACCCCCGGAGGAAAAAAAGCAGGUGGUGGGGGGCGAGCAGGCCAAAAACAAAGACCUGCGAGAGAAGCAGAAACGCAGGAAGAGAUACGCAGACGAGCGCAAGAAGGAGCUGAUCGAGGCGCUGCACCACAUAGACGAGGAGAGCGGGGACCGAGUCCUGCUCAACGUCUACGAGUCCAUCCAGGACGAGCUCCAAGACAAGAGCAAGCUCAUAGAGAAGCUGCAGACAAAGGUGACGCUGAGUGACGCUGAGCUCCGCCCUCACACAAGUCCCCGCCCCCUGGAAACCUGCAUCUCCAUAGACAGAGACGACUACCUGGUCACCAUCCGCCGCCAGGAGAGGGAGCUCCGCCUCCACCAGCAGAUCGCAGAGCAGGUCCAGCCCCUCAUCCGCAGAGACUGCAACUACAGCAACCUGGACAGAGUCCGGAGAGAGGCCUCCUGGGACGAGGACAGCGGCACCUGGUGGAUACGUUCUGCCUGCCGUAAUAAGACCUCCUCUCUCUGCUCCCAGGGGGAGGACCGAUACAAGGCCAUGCUGAUCCGCAGCGACAGCGAGAACCUGGCCAGCAAUUACUUCAAAUCCAAGCGAGCCAAUCAGAUCCUGAGUGCAAGCCUGCACAGCACGUCCCCGGCCUACAACACCCCCCUGAACACGUCUCCGUCCAACCUCACGUCAAGUCUCAUCUCCGUGUCCCCCGUUCAGUCCACGGACACGCCUCUACCACGGCCGUUCCGGCUGGAGUCCCUGGAGAUCCCGGCGCCCUCUGCCCGGACCAGGCGGAAGAAGAGCAAGAACCACAACGCAGAGCCGUACUGAGUCCUCGGGGG
Messenger RNA from Nanorana parkeri, 2470 nucleotides. RefSeq names its product kinesin family member 17 (gene KIF17). Lineage: Eukaryota; Metazoa; Chordata; Amphibia; Anura; Dicroglossidae. Gene Ontology annotation, molecular function: microtubule motor activity; microtubule binding; ATP binding. Gene Ontology annotation, biological process: microtubule-based movement. The coding region runs from base 156 to 2459 and encodes 767 amino acids. The transcript has 12 exons. The record is from RefSeq and is a predicted model, not a curated record.